Messenger RNA from Dentiscutata erythropus, 699 nucleotides. NCBI's taxonomy places the organism in Eukaryota, Fungi, Glomeromycota, Glomeromycetes, Diversisporales, Gigasporaceae. The record is from the annotation of a GenBank genome assembly.
AUGUCACACCUUGAAGAUUCUAAUCGAACAGAUAACGAAGCUCAUGUAAUUCAAUCAUCGAAGAUUGAAUCAACUCAAAAAAAUAAAAAAGCAAUGAUGUUACAAUUGUUAUUAAUGCUGUUUGUCGAUAUCGGUUUACCACUUAUUCUUUAUUUUGUCCUUUCAAAAUAUCUACCAACAAUCUGGGCACUAGUUAUAUCAGGUGUCCCACCAACAAUUUCAGUUAUAAUUGGUUUUAUCUUUCGUAGACAAGUUAACUUGAUAGGUUUGCUCGUUGUAAUUGGAUUCAUUGUCGGAAUUAUAUUAUCUGUAAUUGAGGGUGAUCCGAGAAUAUUUUUACUACGAGAUUCAUUUUUUACUGGUGUAUUCGGUUUAUCAUUUAUAAUCACUUUGAUUCCGAUCAAAAUUGGUUCAUUCGAAAUGCGACCAUUAAUAUAUUAUAAUGCCAAAAAUUUAGGAAUGGCAAACCUUAAAGGUUUAACAGAAGAUGAACCUAUACCUGAUCGAAAGUUAGUUCGUGUUAUCAUUGUUUUUCGCUCUCCAACAGUUGACGAUGCAGUUUAUUAUGGAAAUAUUUUUCUUUAUAGUUGGUUGGGUUGUUUAGCUUUAUUUACCGUUCUUUAUUCAAGAUAUAAGCAAAAGAAAGGUGAGCAAUUGCUUAAAGAAGAGGAAGAGGCUGCCGCUGCUGCUGCAAUUUAA